Eimeria tenella is the source of this 1884-nucleotide messenger RNA. RefSeq lists its product as uncharacterized. The record is from RefSeq and is a predicted model, not a curated record. Bases 1 to 1884 code for a protein of 627 amino acids. NCBI's taxonomy places the organism in Eukaryota, Apicomplexa, Conoidasida, Eucoccidiorida, Eimeriidae. The transcript has 15 exons.
AUGCUCGUCACGAGUGAGAAAAAGGCGCUGUCGAGCGCCGAGUCGCCGUGUUUCGGCGCUGCGCUGUGCGGGAAGCGGGUCCGGUGCGCAGUCGAAAGCGAGCGAUCCGGCCUCUGUGGCGCGUCCCAGCGGCUGAUUUUUUUGCAGAAGCUUUCUCAAGACGGCAUUCGCGGUGAGAAGAGCUUUGAAACGAACUGCCGAGCCUUUGCGCUCACUUCGAGUCGCUUUCCCCCACGCGCAGCGAGCGCCGCGAAGGGCCGGCUGCUCGCGCUCGCGCGCAGCGCCAGCCAGCAGCAAGAGCUCGCCGACAGCUUUGCAAGGACUGCCGGCGAGCGCUGCGAGCCCCUCUUUGAAGUUCUCGCCGAACUUGCAAAGGCCCUGCGCGAAGACUGCGGGCUUUCCUUCCCCGCAGCCGCGGGGGCCCUCGAGGAGCUGCAGCGCAGCGCCGCGGGCGUCUCCCGCAUGCUGCAGCAGCUCACAGCCACGAAGGCUGCGCGGGACUUCGAAAACCAAAAACUUGAAAACGAAAUUCAAAACUUGAACGCCAAGGGCUCUCUGAUGAAGCGCACAAACGCGCAGCUUCAAGAAAGUCUGGCGGCUUUGAAGUGCGCAAUAGAGGAAAAGCAAAGCGGCCGCCAAUACCUGGAGUUGGCUGCGGGGCCAAUUGCAGAACAACAGCGAAGCCGCGCGGAGUCCAGGCAGCAGCAGCUGCUGCUGCAGCAAGAAGCAGCAGCUCUUGAAAAGGAAAUUCAAAAACUCGAAAAAGAUAAAACAAAUGAAGAAGCUGCACUUCUGCUGCUCAACGCCCAAGUCGACAGCCAGGGCUUUUGCCUGGAGCUGCUGCUCUCCCAUGCUGCAGCAGCGGAAGAGGAGAUUUCGAAUUUCAAACAAAAAUUCGAAGAAGUGCAAAAACGCAAAAAGGAACUUUCCGAAAAAAUCGCCGAGACCGAAAAGCUCUUUCCUUCGCUGCUGGAGGCAAUCGAGGCCGACGAAGCCGCCCUGAAGCAGCAGUCGAGCAAACUGGCAGAAGCUGCUGCGCUGCAGCAGCAGCAGCAGCAGCAAAACAAUUUGCUGAAGUGCGAAAUCGGCGAAGUCCGCAGCGCAGCAGCUGCUGCAGCAGUUUGCAUUUCGGAAUUGGAAAAGGCGAAACGAAGGUCGAUUGAGGCGGCGCAGGAAAGAGCCAACCAGAUCUUCAUGUUUGCAGAAGAAAUGCAAGUCCAGUUCAACGCAGAAGACUCUCCCGGCGAAGUCGCCGCAGCAGCAACAGAAGAGGCGAACGAAAGACUGGAGAGGCUCAAGAGCGCUCUGCUCUCGACGCGAAACAUGGAAGAAUCGGCGAAGGGGAAAUGCGUUGAAAUUGAAAAAGACCUUUUUUCUCUUGAAAGAGAACUCGCGGCCGGCCGGCAGCUGCUGCAGACAGCAGGGAGUUUGUGCAGCAGGGACUUGAAGGGCCACUUGGAGGCCUUUAAUGCAGCAGCAGAAGAGGAAAUCCGGGAAGUCACUGCGAAAAUAAAAGAAGCAAAAAAAGUGGAGGAAACAGAAAUGCAAAAGCUCGAGGAGGCGCAGGGGAAGGAGAGGGAGGAAAAGGAAGAAAGAGCAAAGUGGGAACAACUCCUGCAAGACUUGAAAUGCCCAAGUUCAGAAAAGAGAAAAGAAAUCGCCAGCGAGGAGCUGGCGAUUUGCGACGAGAAUUUCCGCAAAGAAGUCCAGAGGCUUCGAACUCAGCACGAAAAGGAAAUGAAGGACUUGGAGCAGCAAAACUUCGGAGACAGGCGGGGCCUCUCUUUCGACACCCCACUUGCAUGCGCUGCGGGAGAAGCUGGCGAGCAGCAGCAGCCAAUUCAGCAGCAAAACGAAGUGCGACUUUUCGGAGGUAAUUCAUGA